GCUGCGCCGCUCGGCAGCUGCAGCCUCCCAGUGAGAGAGUGAACCUGCCCGGGCUGAGCGAGCAGGACGUGUGCGGCGGUAAUGGCUGCCAGGGAGAGGGAGGGAGACAACAAACGAAGCCCCGACAAGCGAGCCUAAGUGAGGACUAGGAUGGUAAGCAGCCAGCCGAAGUACGAGCUGAUCCAGGAGGUGGGGCGUGGCAGUUACGGCGUGGUCUAUGAAGCAGUAGUGAAGCGCACAGGGGCCCGAGUAGCGGUGAAGAAGAUCCGCUGUCACUCUCCAGAGAAUGUGGAGCUGGCUCUGCGGGAGUUUUGGGCCCUAAGCAGCAUCCAAAGCCAGCACCCCAAUGUCAUCCACCUGGAGGAGUGUAUUCUGCAGCGGGACCAUCUGGCCCAGAGGAUGAACCAUGGUUCCAGCUCCCCGCUCUACCUGGAGCUGGUGGAGACGUCUCUUAAAGGCGAGAUCACCUUUGACCCGUGCUGUGCCUACUACUUGUGGUUCGUCAUGGACUUCUGUGAUGGGGGUGACAUGAACGCCUACAUUCUAUCUCGCAAGCCCAGUCGCAAGACCAACACCAGCUUCAUGCUACAGCUGGGCAGUGCCCUGGCCUUCCUGCACCGCAACCAGAUCAUACACCGCGACCUCAAACCGGACAACAUCCUCAUCUCCCAGGCCUUCACACCAGCCGGGGCGUCUGAGCCCACCCUCAAAGUGGCCGACUUUGGCCUGAGCAAAGUCUGUUCCACCUCCGGGCUCAACCCAGAGGAACCAGCCAGUGUCAACAAGUGCUUCCUGUCCACUGCUUGUGGAACAGACUUCUACAUGGCCCCGGAGGUCUGGGAAGGCCACUACACUGCCAAGGCGGAUAUCUUUGCCCUGGGGGUGAUUAUCUGGGCCAUGGUGGAGCGCAUCACCUUUGUGGAUGUGGAGACCCAGAAGGAGCUGCUAGGGAGCUAUGUGCUGCAGGGCACAGAGAUUAUACCCUUAGGGGAAGCCCUGUUGGAGAACCCAAAGAUGGAGCUGCUGAUCCCCGCCAGGAAAAAGAGCAUGAACAGCCACAUGAAGCAGCUGAUCAGGGAGAUGCUGUCGGCCAACCCUCAGGAACGGCCCGACGCCUUUGAGCUUGAGCUCAGACUGGUCCGUAUUGCCUGCAGAGAACUGGACUGGGACACGUGAUGGAUGUGAUGGACCACAUACUCAGUCGAUCAAGCACAUGUACACAUCUCAUCAUCUACUCUUAACUUAGAUGGUCUUUUUUUUUUUAACUAGAGAAUAAUAACUAGAAUAGUAAUUGUUUGCAUCGUGGCUGAAACCUCAUCCACUUUCCAAGAGCAUUCAGUCCUCUGCUAGCUUUGUCUUUAUAAUGAAGAGGAGAUGUGUGACACCAACCACUGCUGCUGCCACUGCUGCUCCUCAAACUGCAGCUUAGUCUCAGGCUAAUCACACCACAGCUUCCACUUCGUCCUAACAGAUCCACUCAAGCAUGAUGAAGGAGGCGAAUGACCCCAAAAGCCCUUGAUUCAUUUAGAAGUGAAAGUAAAACCGUUUGUCUACAAAUACCACCUUGGACUCGGUGCUAAUUGUUACCAAAUGCAAUAUGAGACAUAACCCUGUGAUUUUUAAAGUGUACAUUUAUCCAAAAACCCAGUCACCUCAGUAUGUAGAAUGUUGUGAAACUGUGUGUGGCUUUAACAGAACCAGACUUACAAACUGUUUUCUGCCUGGACAUCACCACCAGCACUAAUAUGUACAUCGAGAUUUGAUCCUGUUUUGGCAUCAAAUGCAGAUAUGCACUGAAUGCUCAGGUAAAAAAAAACAUACAGUGUGGUGGUAUUUGUAGACAAAUAUCUUUUGACAAGGAUGGACUUGAGGGGUAAGAAAACCAAACUUUGGUGCUGGAAGAUAACAAAUAGUUUCCGUUGGUUGUGCGGGUGGAGGACGGGGUUAUCAGUUAGUACCGAGCCUGCAGGUUCUUGUUUUGGCUUUUUUUCUUUUCUUUCACCCCAUUGCAAAUUUCAAGAUAAAUGGAUUGGUACACACCCCUAACUAGAGAAUGUUAAAUGAUCGUGACAGGCAACCUUAUUUGUAUAGAGCCUUAAAUGCAAACACACCCAACAUAAUGACAAAGCGCUUCACACAGUUGGUGAUGAUGAGAGCUCAGAGGAUGAAUCUGGUUUGUCACAACUUGGGCAACCAAAUUUUUAAUAAUAACAAUGUAUUCUCAAAGUUAACUGACCCCCCACUUUACUUAAGUUAUUGCUGCUGCACCUCUUGAUGUUAAUGCUUUACAGAUGGAGAACCCACGAUUUAGCCUAUACAUUACUUAUUCUGUACAACAUAAUCAAACAAACUUAAGCUGCAGAUACAAGUUUCAUUUGUUUAGUUUUUAAAAGAAAUGCCCAAGUUCUCCGGUUCCAUCUUCUUCGUUGUGAAUAUUUUCUGGUUUCCUGAGUCUGUUUUGAUUACAAAUUAAAUGUAUUUGGGUUUUGGACUCUUGGUCAAAGAAAACAAGACAUUUGAAUACAUCACUUUAGACUCUGGGGAACCGCAAAAAGCCUGUUGUUGACCUUUUACACUAAUCUUCAUUAUGGAUUCAUCAAUAAUAACUAGAAGAGUUAAUAAUAAAUGUAUUCAUAUUUUAUUUAUAAUCAAAAAUAAUUUUAAGUUUUAGUAAAACUAGAUACUGCCAUUCAGCUGUAAGACAGCUGAACUUUUGCUAGAUUGUAAGAAUUGAAGUUUUUCAUAAUCUAAUGAAGCGUGUACAUGGACACAUCAUCAGUGUGACACCUUAGUCCAGGCGACCUGUGUUGACACGUUUCACGUCAACUUCUUUAAAUUCAGUAAAACAACUCUGAAACAGUAGCCUCUGUGUUACACAGACUCUCACACUGUGAAUGUAUCAGCUGUGAACGAGGCUUAUUCUAAUGUACUAAUGUAGCCCCACAUAAUAAUAUACUGAGCAAAUGGUGAUGGUCAUUGCAAACAACCUCAGGCUGUAAAUGCUGAGGUACGUGGCAUUGAUCCAUGUCACAUACCUAUACAUAGUAAUCACCUACUGCGUGACUCUCUUUAGUUACUGGAAGAGAAAACAAAGGCGUCACCCACACUGUCUGUUUUAAACAUCCACCACAGGUAACAGACUAAACUCCUGGUUCAGCUUUGGCCUACCAUAAUAGUCACUGUGCACAUGAUAACUUCUUAUGCGUAAUGAGUUAUUAUUACCGUAACUUUGGAAACUCUUUGUUUCCGUUUCAACUCAGAGUGUUUUUAUAUGAUUUGUCGGCGAGUUUACGACCUGUUCAUAUUUUUGGGGUGUUAUUUUAGCCUCAUCUGUCUUGAUUAUAAUGGUACCAUGCUCUGUAGGAUAAAUACGAUGUUAUCUUAGCCAGUAGAAAUAAUGUCAACAAGUCUGAAAAGACAAGAAUCAUCCAAUAAUAAUGAGAUGAACAUUUUAACCUAGCGAGCACGACAAUGAAGAAGUGUGCUCUGUGUUCAGAGGACUCGCCCACACAUGGCAAACAACCAUGAUGACAGAACUCGCUAUGUUAGCUAAACAUACAUUAAAUCAUGUGAAAUGUGAGCCGCUUGAAUUAUAAGAGCAGGGACAUGAAUAUUCACUCCCUCGUCCAUUUAGACCUGAUUGAGCCAAAGGGGUGAGGUGUUUCGUGACAGCACUUUGAUUUGGGGCUUUAUAUUUAGUCCCAGUAACUACAGUCUGCAUCAUAUGGAAGAGCUCUGUGGGGCUGGACUGCGUGUGAUAACUGGGUUGCUAUUUGUUUAUCAGGCAAACACAAUGUCAGCCAGCAGUCUACUUAUGCAUGCAGUGCCUCUCACCUUCAGGGAAGAAGCGAGAGAAGACACCAGCUCGCACAAUUCUCCAUGAGCCAGAUGAUCUCUGCUCUUUUUUUUUUUUUCUUUCAUUUUAUCCUUUGACACAUAAUACUGUUGUGUUUAACUUGAUCUCCUUUCACUGUGUCACUGCUCCUCGUAUCCUCGGGCUCUGGAUCUUACAGUAAUCCCUUUCUUCAUGCUUCCGACAGGCUAAUUCUAAGCCUAUUAAGUUGUUGCAGCACUUGGCAGAGGAUCAGGCCCGGGACCCCUUUUGCCUUUCAGGUCAUACAUAAUUUGUGCACUUUUGCAAAUUUGACAAAACCCUGUAAAAACCAAACGGUCUUGGCUUCUUCGUUGCUCUCAAACUCUGGCAGACGAUCAGGUUUUCCUCGACUUGUUGACAACAUUUAUCUGUUACAUGGCCUUUAAUUCUCCCCGUACCUGUAAUAGUUUUAUUUCCUCCUGAUGCUAUCAAAAUUUGCCUUAUUUCACUUUAAUUUUGACACUAGAAUGGCCUCUUCAAUAUUUACUCAAACACAGAAUUGGCAGAGGUUAUGCUUGAGCUGCACCCGGCUUUGCCGACUCAGCGAGGUGCUUUUUGGUAUGAACAGCAAUACCACGAAUCAGUAUUAAAAUGCCUGCCUCUAUGCUGCUUCCGACAAUGCUGCGUUGCUUCAAGUAUGUGAUUUGUGUCUUCCUGUACACAAAGAAGGUCACACAUAACCUCAGAGCUCAAAGCCAAGCAGAGAAUGACGGGUGGAGUCACGUUUGAUUUGAUUUCUUACUUUAUCCCUUGUAAAGAAAUAAAAAAGGGGGGGCGGGGGGAGCAUUUCAUUUCCUGUGUUGUUUGCCAAACAAAUGCUAGAUCUGUGGUAUCAGGAGAUUUCACCCUUUUGAUUUAUUGUAUUCAAUUCUUUUGCACAUGUGUAAAUACUGUAUAUGAUCAACAGGGGAUGAACAAGGGUGAUGUACAUUUGAUUGGAUGUGCUCUGUUUUCAAGAGCCAGACUUGUUUGAAAAUUGCUGUGAUGGAAUCAGUUUUUCUUCAGCUCUUAAUUGCGCUUCAGUUUACUUCAAUCAUUGAAAAGUUGUGAUAUAUUUCCAGGUUAAUAAUGUCGGUGUGCUAGUGAUAAUUGUAUGUUUUACAUUGGCUUAUUGUUUGUGAUUUUCUGUCAUAGCAAAGCUGAUAUACAACUUUGGUCAACUCUGUCGUCUUUUCUGUCUGGUACUGGACUAUCUGGAAAUAGAACAGUCUCAUUGGUAAUUCUGGGACGUGAAUCAAAUUCACCACUGUACGUAGAUCUGAUCCAGGACCAUCACAUAAUGUACCACGGCACUGCUCAUGCUGUGUCCUGGGACUUGGAUGUUUCAGUCACUGUGUGGCUCAUGAAUUUGUUACAUUAAAGAUGUUGAAAAAAAGAACUCACUUGAUGGAAGGCACUUGUUUUUGGUGAAUGUGAAGAAAAGCUCAGUACAAAAGAUGUAAUCAUGACAACAUUCAAUAAAAACCUUUAAAAAAAAAAAAAAGAAAGCA
This is a messenger RNA of Pleuronectes platessa (European plaice), 5364 nucleotides long. RefSeq names its product PDLIM1 interacting kinase 1 like (gene pdik1l). Gene Ontology annotation, biological process: peptidyl-serine phosphorylation; protein autophosphorylation; axon extension. Gene Ontology annotation, cellular component: cytoplasm; autophagosome. Bases 151 to 1176 code for a protein of 341 amino acids. The transcript has 3 exons. The record is from RefSeq and is a predicted model, not a curated record. Gene Ontology annotation, molecular function: ATP binding; protein serine/threonine kinase activity. NCBI's taxonomy places the organism in Eukaryota, Metazoa, Chordata, Actinopteri, Pleuronectiformes, Pleuronectidae.